UGGCUAGCGGACUCAGGAACAACAUCACAUAUUACUAAGAUUCGGUCCGCACUGAUGGACUAUGUCCCACUAAAAAGUCAUAGAGUCAGCGGGAUCGCGAAUGAAUCCCUUAAAGCUGGAGGAUGCGGGACAGUCAAACUAGUAAGUAUAAUAAAUAAGCAGCGGGUAACCUGCAAACUUAAAAAUGUCCUACAUGUGCCACGUGCCUCGAAUAAUCUCGUGUCUAUCACACAUUUA
This is a messenger RNA of Suillus fuscotomentosus, 237 nucleotides long. RefSeq lists its product as uncharacterized. The record is from RefSeq and is a predicted model, not a curated record. The annotation marks the transcript as partial. Lineage: Eukaryota; Fungi; Basidiomycota; Agaricomycetes; Boletales; Suillaceae. The transcript has a single exon.